Molecule: messenger RNA, 992 nt
Organism: Mercenaria mercenaria
Lineage: Eukaryota; Metazoa; Mollusca; Bivalvia; Venerida; Veneridae
Exons: 2
Coding region: 390-920 (176 amino acids)
Source: RefSeq, a predicted model, not a curated record
AGGAGAUUUUGUUCCAUAAAAUCUAUUAAUUAUUGAAUUUACAGCGACACCUAUAUAUUUACUUUCACUUUCUAUUGUUAUCCUGUCAUGGUUUAGUGAACAUUGUAUUCAUACACUAUCGAACUUCUUUUGGUCAAAUUUUGAACCUCUUCACAGUUUCGAAUGACACGUCACAGUCAACAUCAAAAAAUUUUUGUCAGGAAUUUGGUCUCAACUGUGGCCAUAUUCUUUCAUUCAUAGAAGAUUUAUUGAGUUAUUAUUACAGAAUUUUACGUUGUUGCCAAGGACGCUGAUUUGAAAAGCAUCAACAGGAGAAAAAGGGGGCUCCUACGGGAGUUAGAGUACUUUUAUUCAAAAUAUUGUGUGAUUAUUUGUGCAUUACUUUUGAAAUGGCCGAGGCUGCCGAUAAGAUGUCUAUGAGAAAUAAAUCAUCUGUUGAUUAUAAGAAAUUGAACGAAACAGGGAAGGGUUCUCCUGCUAAAACUGGAAAACCUAUCACUUCGGGGGCCUCCAUUUCUACACCUCCCGCCAAAGUUAAAAAUCAGACUAGUGCAGUUCUCACGUCUACACCGGCAAAGUCCCCGGAUAAAGCAAUGAAAACAAAAUCAGCUGCCGAAUUAGAAAAAUUGGAGUUACAGCGAAAAUUGGAGCAGUUAGAUGAGAGAACAGCUCGACUGAGAGAGGCGAAAGAAUUAGAAUUGUUACGACAACAAGUUAAAGAACGGGAAAAAGUAGUACAGGAACUUGAAAAGUCUAUUUCUCACUCGCAGUCGCAGGAAGAAGAAAAAUCGGAUAGGAAAAAAACACGUGUUUCAGCAGCCAGCUUUGUCUCUUCGUCAGCUCUGAAGACUUCCAGUUCUGGAGAUAAAGAUACAAAGAAAGAUUAUUUAGAAAAGUUUGAAGCUGGUACAUGUAUGUAAGUAAUUUGUUGGUAAUGCAUUUAUUAGCUUUAUUUAUUUUGUUUUCUUUUGCAUAUUUUAUGCUUGUUUUGG